AAACGCAGAACCGAAAUGGUGAUUCCAGUUGAUGAGGGCAUUUUUCUAUCGAUGCUUUUAAAGAUUAUAAACGCUAAGAACACUCUUGAGAUCGGUGUUUUCACUGGUUACUCUCUACUCACCACGGCCCUUGCUUUGCCUGAAGAUGGUCGCAUUACUGCAAUUGAUAUUGACAAGGAAGCCUAUGAAGUGGGAUUAGAGUUUAUGAAGAAAGCAGGUGUUGAUCACAAGAUCAAUUUCAUCUAUUGCGAUGGUAUGGAGGUCUUAGACAAAUUGGUUAACGACAAGAAUCAGGAGUUUGAUUUCAUAUUUGCUGAUGCUGACAAGCCAAACUACGUCAACUUCCUUGAGAGAUUUCUGAAAUUGGUGAAGGUUGGAGGAAUCAUGGCAUUUGACAACACCUUGUGGUUUAGUUUUGUGGUUGAGGAAGAAGAGAGCGUUCCUGAGUUUAUGAGGGAAUCAAGAGCGGCUCUUAUAGAAUUUAAUAAGAAAUUGGCUUUCGAUCCUCGAGUGGAAAUCUCUCAGAUCUCCGUUGGAGAUGGUGUCACUCUAUGCAGACGCCUUGUGUGAGCAAAAGACUAUUUAAAUAUUAAGACUAAAGUUUGGAAUUACAAAUUUAGUUGCUUCAAUAGUUACUUAUCGUCGUUUGUUUUUCUGAUACUAAA
Brassica napus (rape) is the source of this 665-nucleotide messenger RNA. Its product is annotated as putative caffeoyl-CoA O-methyltransferase At1g67980. Bases 16 to 570 code for a protein of 184 amino acids. The record is from RefSeq and is a predicted model, not a curated record. The transcript is spliced from 3 exons. Gene Ontology annotation, molecular function: O-methyltransferase activity; S-adenosylmethionine-dependent methyltransferase activity. NCBI's taxonomy places the organism in Eukaryota, Viridiplantae, Streptophyta, Magnoliopsida, Brassicales, Brassicaceae.